UAAAAUUCGACUGCGAUUGACCUUGCUUUGAAGCUCUCGGAUAACGUUUUCCUGGGAAGACCUCCGGUUCCCGUUGUGACACGUGUGUUUGGGGAGCGCGGGUUGUCACUUUUUUGCAACCUGAAGGGGAAACUUGUCUAGGUCCUCAUAAUUGUUAAGAGGGAGAACAAUUUCUGUGGAGCAGUGAAGACAGAAUCCAUGUUUCAGUGAAUGGGAGAAAAAUUAAUGGAAGCCUCUAGCCUAAAAUACACUUUCAAGGAGCUGAGCUCAGAAGAAAGAGAGAUUCAGGGCAGUUGCUAAAGAAGAAUGUAAGGCGAAGCUGAACCCAACGCAACAUAUACAUAGCAAAGUGUGUGGAAGUAAAGGAUUUUGAAGAAUAUUCAGGACUGCAGAAUUACGGACUGAAAGACAUUGUACUGUUCAUAACAAGAAUAAAAGCAGAGAAAGAACCUUUUUUUUUUUUUUCCUGAUGAUGGAGGCAGAAGAACAGCAACAGCCAUGGAUGACAGACUUUUACACAGAAUUGCCAAAAGUGGAACUUCAUGCCCACUUGAAUGGAUCCAUUAGUCCUAAUACCAUGAAGAAAUUAAUAGCCAAGAAGCCAGAUCUUAAGGUCCAUGAUCAGAUGACUAUGAUUGACAAGGGAAAGAAAAGAACUUUAGAAGAGUGUUUCCAGAUGUUUCAAAUUAUACAUCAGCUUACUAGUACCCCUGAAGAUAUUCUAAUGGUCACAAAAGAUGUCAUUAAAGAGUUUGCCGAUGAUGGUGUCAAGUACCUGGAACUAAGAAGCACACCCCGAAGAGAAAAUAUUACUGGAAUGACUAAAAAGACUUAUGUGGAAUCAAUACUUGAGGGUAUAAGACAAUCCAAAGAAGAAAAUCUAGACAUUGAUGUUAGGUAUUUGAUAGCAAUCGACAGAAGAGGUGGCCCUUCAGUAGCCAAAGAAACUGUUAAACUUGCUGAAGAGUUCUUCCUUUCCACCCAGGAUACAGUUCUUGGCCUUGACCUCAGUGGAGACCCUAAUAUAGGACAAGCAAAAGACUUCCUGGAACCUCUUUUAGAAGCUAAAAAAGCAGGUCUGAGGUUGGCAUUGCAUCUUUCAGAGAUUCCAAACCAAAAAAAAGAAACACAAAUGCUCUUGGAUCUGAUUCCUGACAGAAUUGGGCAUGGGACAUUUCUUAAUUCCUCUGAGGGAGGAUCCCUGGAUCUGGUGGACUUUGUGAGACAACACCAAAUACCACUGGAACUCUGUUUGACCUCAAACAUCAAAAGUCAGACAGUUCCAUCUUAUGAUCGACAUCAUUUCGGAUUCUGGUACAGCAUUGCCCAUCCUUCUGUGAUCUGUACUGAUGAUAAGGGUGUUUUUGCAACACACCUUUCUCAAGAAUACCAGUUAGCAGCUGAGACAUUUAAUUUGACUCAGUCUCAGGUGUGGGAGCUGUCUUACAAAUCCAUCAACUACAUCUUUGCUUCUGAAAGCACCAGAUCUGAACUGAGGAAGAAGUGGAAUCAUCUGAAGCCCAAAGUGUUAAAUUCGUAAGCUAUAAUGAGAACUUUUGACUAUGUGUUGUGUCCAAGAUCUCCCUGCCAUAUUCCACUUAGGAAACCAUCCACUAUACCCUUUGAAGUAUAGCAGUCAAGUACCAUGAGUUCUAACACCAGCACCUACAUGUGGGAGGUACUUAGGAAAUAACGUCUUCAUUGACAAGCAGGCUCUGAGGUCUUCCAUAGUUCACCACCAUGCAAUCUACUGGACUUGAGUGUUGUUGUUAACUAAACUUCCCAUUCUAUCAGUGGUUUUAUGACUUGGAAGUCCUUCCCUAUUGGUGAUUAUAAAACUUCAGGAAAAUUAGGAUAAUUACUCAUCAGGGAAAGUUUGGGCCAAGAGUUGUGCAAUUGUCCUGGAAUAUGGUUUUAGUGCCUACACUAAAGUUUCUCUCAAAUGUUGCUUCCUCGUUACUAUUUAAAACUCUCAAAUGCCAGCUUUGGGCAACCAGAGAUUUGUGAGGCCUAAGAAAUACUCAGGUGCUUGGUGGUGGGUCCUUAGUAUGAAUUAUUGGAAUGUAGAUCUCACUAUAUAGAAUGGAGGUGAAUGUCUUUUAGUUUUGUACUGUAUUUAGGGAAGAAAAUCAAUAAAAUAUUUCUAAAUUGAA
Tupaia belangeri chinensis (Chinese tree shrew) is the source of this 2153-nucleotide messenger RNA. RefSeq names its product N6-Methyl-AMP deaminase (gene MAPDA). The record is from RefSeq and is a predicted model, not a curated record. The transcript is spliced from 12 exons. Bases 470 to 1540 code for a protein of 356 amino acids. Gene Ontology annotation, biological process: inosine biosynthetic process; adenosine catabolic process. Gene Ontology annotation, molecular function: adenosine deaminase activity. NCBI's taxonomy places the organism in Eukaryota, Metazoa, Chordata, Mammalia, Scandentia, Tupaiidae.